Diaporthe batatas is the source of this 474-nucleotide messenger RNA. RefSeq lists its product as uncharacterized. Bases 1 to 474 code for a protein of 157 amino acids. The transcript has a single exon. Lineage: Eukaryota; Fungi; Ascomycota; Sordariomycetes; Diaporthales; Diaporthaceae. The record is from RefSeq and is a predicted model, not a curated record.
AUGCCGGCAACAACCACAACCCGCACCCUAACAAUUUCGGCCGCCAAAGCAGCAACAGCCGCGGCCGAGGCCAAGGCCGCCAGCAUAGGCGUGCCCAUGAACAUCGCCGUCGUCGACGCCGGGACCCACCUCCUCGCCUUCACCCGCAUGGACGGCGCCAAGCUCACCUCCGUCGCCAUCGCCAUCGACAAGGCCUUCACGGCCGCCGGCCACAGGGUCCCCACCUCGUCCUACAAGGAGGCCGUCUGGCCGGGCGGCCCGGCCUACGGCAUCAACGGCACCAACGGGGGCAGGUUCAACGUCAUCGGCGGCGGCGUCCCCGUCAUCGGGCCCGGUGGCGAGAUCCUCGGUGCUGUGGGCUGCAGCACCGGCACCCCCGCCCAGGACGAGGUCGUCGCCAGGGCGGCGGUCGAGGCUGUUGAGAAGCUCGUGAGGGAGGAGGCGGUGUCGGGGGCGCCGAGGGCGAAGCUGUGA